GUGUCACCGUCCAUAAAUUCAAAGGUAGCGAGAAUGGAGUUACGAAUGCAUUAGAAGAUAAUAUUUUAGAAUUAGCAGGAAUUUGUUUAUGGAGAUAUUUAUCAGAAUUACGGAUACAAGUUUUAAAUUUGAGCCAUAAAUUACGUGGAAUGCACCACGGAUUGCAAAAGGAAUGGGAUAUCUGUUAUUUAUUGGUCACAAAAUACGUAUUCGUAUUUUUAUAAUGGUACUGUUCUUAUUUGGCCGUUUGAGUUGUUUCGUAUGGAGAAUAAUUCAGGAGGAAGCUUGAACUGUAUGUAAUAAAUGAUAAAUUUUACAGUUACGUUCAAUUGAGUCCAGUUAUAAAUAUAUAUUACAUCGGGUAUAUGGUGCACUAAAAACGUUACAUAAGAGUGCACACAAGGGAGGUUAAAAAUAUAAAUUUGAAACGGAAAGUGAAAGCAUUGUUAAAGCCAUGCUCAUUAUAAAAGUAACCAUCCACUUUAUGCAAAACAGUCGUUCCAUAAUUCUUAAUGAUGCGCUCCGGUCGAGACGCUCAAUUAGUGCAACGCGUACGUCGCAUCUAAUUAAAGGACCGCGCCAAAAGUAACCCAUUAUAUAAAUAAACCCGAUGCAGUAUUUGCCCACGUCUCCAAACAACAAGAAACGGCGGCACUCAUUCAUCGUCCCAUCGCAGGCUUGGUGCAGUCGAGGAUCCGCGGUCGGUCAAGCAUCGGUCGAAGAAGCGGCCUCUUCGUCGAGAGCGAAAGUACCACGUGGUGCGAUCAGUACGCGACGCUCUCUCGUUUCUGGUGCACGCGCGACACCAUGCAUCGAAGGUGGCUGCUGAUCGGUGUGGUCGCGUGUUUGACCGUCGCCGAGGGUGGGUGCAGGAGACAUUACGCCGGCCAGCAUCGCCACGGCUACAGGGAAGUGGCGCAGGGGGUGCAGGACAUUGACAAGUACGUGGUGGUCGAUGCGAAGACGGGGAUCCAGUACAAUCCGUACAGUAAACAUCAUCCGGGGAGGCACAUGUGUCCCAAUCACAAACAGAAUCAGCCGAUGAAAACUCAGAAAGCCUUCUGCAAGCCUGUUUAUAAAAAGUAUACUGUUCCUUGUGCCAGUGGCACCACGCAACUUUGUACAGCCCUCAAAGUGUCCUAUGAGACCCAUUACAAGGACGUGUACCUCCCGCAAAACACCAACGAAGUCACAUACUCCUGUUGUCCAGGUUGGACGCAAAUCAGCAACAGAAGUCACGGCUGCAACAAACCGAAAUGCACGAAACCAUGCUUGAACGGAGGAAAAUGCGUGAAGCCGGAGCUGUGCGGAUGUCUGAAGGGAUUCAGCGGUGUUCAAUGCGAAAUUGAACAUAGGAAACCCGUCUGCAGCAAGGGGUGUGAGAACGGCGGACGGUGCACCAAAAACGAACAUUGCAGCUGUCCCAGAGGCUUUGGUGGCGCUCAAUGCGAGAUAAACUUAAAUAAACCGUACUGCACUAAGGGAUGCCAUAAUGGGGGUACUUGUGUAAAACAUGAGACCUGUAAAUGUGUCAAAGGCUUUACAGGUCGUCACUGUGAAAUCGACAUGGAUGAAUGUAAAGAAGAGAAACCUUGUGAUCAAAUUUGCCAUAAUACUUAUGGAAGUUAUAACUGUCAAUGUAGGGAAGAUUUUGUGUUAUUGGCAGAUGGGCAAUCAUGUCGAAAAGAAGAGAAUGAUACCCCUAUAGAGGCUAAUGGAAUGGAAUUUGAGGAGUUUGAUAAACGAUUAUCGAAACUUGAAACUAUGAUGGAUGAGAGCCACAAAAAUGAAGUCUCCAAAUCAGAUAUACAAAAUAUCUAUAAGGACAUUGAAGAAAUGUCAAAGGACGUAUAUGCAUUAAAAAGCAAAGUAGAUGACAUGGAGAAUUACAAAAGAGACAUGCAUACCUUUAAAAAUAAAUUGAAUGAUAUAGAGAGAAAAGCUGAUAAAGUAAAUGAUAUGGUUUCGUAUCAUUAUGAUGGACCAAGACAUUGGGCAACUAAGUUUAUUUAAAAUUUGACUGAAAAACAAACUCAUUGUGUAUAUGUACGUAAAUUAUAAAAAAUAAUUUUAAGAAGCUAGUUUUUAUUUAAUAUUUACACUGCCAACAAAACAUAAGUUUUAUAUAUAAAAUAUAACUAUUUUAUAAAA
Molecule: messenger RNA, 2151 nt
Organism: Aethina tumida (small hive beetle)
Lineage: Eukaryota; Metazoa; Arthropoda; Insecta; Coleoptera; Nitidulidae
Gene: slow
Product: neurogenic locus notch homolog protein 1
Exons: 9
Coding region: 808-2013 (401 amino acids)
Biological process (GO): anatomical structure development
Cellular component (GO): extracellular region; cell surface
Molecular function (GO): signaling receptor binding; calcium ion binding
Source: RefSeq, a predicted model, not a curated record